Molecule: messenger RNA, 2984 nt
Organism: Pteronotus mesoamericanus
Lineage: Eukaryota; Metazoa; Chordata; Mammalia; Chiroptera; Mormoopidae
Gene: INCENP
Product: inner centromere protein
Exons: 19
Coding region: 131-2806 (891 amino acids)
Biological process (GO): metaphase chromosome alignment; meiotic spindle midzone assembly; mitotic cytokinesis
Cellular component (GO): chromosome passenger complex; midbody; kinetochore
Source: RefSeq, a predicted model, not a curated record
UCCCAAGUAGCCGGGAGCCUCAGAGUUCGGGAGCUAAGGAUCUGGGCGGGCGGGGAGCUCUUCUAGGGAGGCCGCUGGACUUGGAUCGGAGCAGCGCUUAGUAGACGCGGUGCAACCGAAGAGAGCCACCAUGGGGACGACGGCCCCAGGGCACAUUCACCUGCUAGAGCUUUGUGACCAGAAGCUCCUGGAGUUUGUCUGCAACGUGGACAAUAAGGACCUGGUGUGGCUCGAGGAGAUCGAGGAGGAGGCCAAGCGCAUGUUCACCAGAGAGUUCAGCAGAGAGCCUGAGCUGAUGCCCAAAACGCCUUCUCAGAAGAACCGACGGAAGAAGAAGCGCAUUUCUUAUGUUCAGGAUGAAAACAGGGACCCCAUCCGGAAAAGGUUGUCCCGCAGGAAGACUCGGAGCAGCCAGCUGAGCUCCCGGCACCUGCGCAGCAAGGACAAGGUGGAGCAGCUGGCCAUUGUGGCAGCGGAGAAUGGCUCUGUCCCGCGGCGGGUGACCCGUGCUGCGGCCGCAGCUGCGGCCGCCACCAUGGUGGCUGCUUCACCCACCCCGGACUCUCCCACAGUGCUGACCCGGAAGCCCAAGAAUAGUGUCACCCAGUGCCAGCUGGUGCCCGUGGUGGAGAUAGGUGUCGGCGAGCGCUGCAGCGCUGAGCAGCACCUCAGCCGGCUCAGCUCUGCCCGGGCUCCCUCCCCAACCCUGGCUCCAGCCACUGCUCCGGCCUCUCAGGUCACUGUCAUACCAGACGAAGAAUCAACACCCAAGAAGUCAGAGGCUGGGAGACUGGAGUCUGUUGCUGUGAGCUCCCUGAUGGCUACACCCCAGGACCCCAAGGGCCAAGGGGUCAAAGCAGGCCGGUCUGCCUCCAAGCUCAGGAUCGCACGGACCUCCCCAGGCCCCCAGGACUCUCCUGGCUCUCCAGCUUCCCCGUGGCAGCAGCGGGUGCUGGCUCCCCUCCUGCCGGAGAACUUCUCCACGGCCACGGGCUCCCGUGCGGACCGGCAGUCAGUGCGGCGCAGCCUGAUCGCCCCAGCCUCCCUGGAUCCCCAGGACUCUCUGGCCCAAAAGUAUUCCCUGGUGGCCAAACCAGAGAGCACCAUUCGCAGGUCAAGCAGAAGAAUUGCCAAGAAGGCCACCAAAGAGCCUGUUGCCUCUGCCCGCAUCAUCUGCCACAGUUACCUGGAGAGGCUCCUGAAUGUUGAGGUGCCCCAGAAAGCCAGCCCUAAGGAGAACCCCAGCAAGGAGGCUGAGCCUGCAGAGGAGGCUGAGCUGGAGGUCCCCAAGAAUGAAGGGAGUACAUCGUCACCCCAUGGUGCCACCAAGACGGCUAGUAGCACACCCAGCUCACAGCCUGUGUCUUGUGGUCAGGAAACACCCUCCGUAGGGCAGCAAGAGGCCAGGACUGGUCAAGCAGACGGCCCCAAGGAGGCACCGCAGAGCGCCAGGAGGAAACGCAGCUACAAGCAGGCCGUGAGUGAGCUGGAGGACGAGGAGCAUUCCCUGGAGGAUGAGGAGCUGCAGCCCCCCCGGAGCAAGACCCCUUCCCCGCCCUGCCCAGCCAGCAAGGUGGUACGGCCUCUCCGGACCUUCCUGCACACCGUGCAGAAGAACCAGAUGCUCAUGACCCCGACCUCGGCCUCCCGCAGCAGUGUCAUGAAAUCCUUCAUUAAGCGCAACACUCCCCUGCGCAUGGACCCUAAGUGCAGCUUUGUUGAGAAGGAGCGGCAGCGACUGGAGAACCUGCGGCGGAAGGAGGAGGCAGAGCAGCUGCGUAGGCAGAAGGUGGAAGAGGACAAGCGGCGGCGGCUGGAGGAGGUGAAGCUGAAGCGCGAGGAGCGCCUCCGCAAGGUGAUGCAGGCCCGGGAGCGGGUGGAGCAGAUGAAGGAGGAGAAGAAGAAACAGAUUGAGCAGAAGUUUGCUCAGCUGGAUGAGAAGAAUGAGAAGGCCAAGGAGGAGCGACUGGCGGAGGAGAAGGCCAAGAAAAAGGCAGCGGCCAAGAAGAUGGAGGAGAUGGAGGUGCGCAGGAAGCAGGAGGAGGAGGCACGGAGGCUCAAGUGGCUGCAACAGGAGGAGGAAGAGCGGCGACACCAGGAGCUGCUGCAAAAGAAAAAGGAGGAGGAGGAGCAGGAGCGGCUGCGGAAGGCAGCCGAGGCCAAGAGGCUGGCGGAGCAGCGGGAGCAGGAGCGGCGGGAACAGGAGCGGCGGGAGCAGGAGCGGCGGGAACAGGAGCGGCGGGAGCAGGAGCGGCGGGAGCAGGAGAGGGAGCUGCAGGAGAGGGAGAAGGCCCUGCGGCUGCAGAAGGAGAAGCUGCAGCGGGAACUAGAGGAGAAGAAAAAAAAGGAAGAGCAGCAGCGCCUGCAGGAAGAGCAGGAGAAGAAAGCCAAGGAGGCUGCAGCGGCCAACAGAGGCCUGAACACGACGAUGGAUGUGCAGUCUCCAGCUUGUACCUCGUAUCAAAUGACUCCACAAGGGCACAGAGGUCCCCCCAAGAUCAACCCAGAUAACUACGGGAUGGACCUGAACAGUGACGACUCCACUGAUGACGAGGCCCAUCCCCGGAAGCCCAUCCCCGCCUGGGCCAGAGGCACCCAGCUCAGCCAGGCCAUCAUCCACCAGUACUACCACCCCCCGAACGUGCUUGAGCUCUUUGGGACCAUCCUCCAGCUGGACCUGGAGGACAUCUUCAAGAAGAGCAAGCCACGCUACCACAAACGCACCAGCUCUGCUGUCUGGCACUCGCCGCCCCUGCAGGGCACCAGGGUCCCCGGCAGCCUGACCUACAGCCUGAAGAAGUACUGAGCCAGGUCCGCCAACCCCCUCGGCAGCCUCAGCCUCCUGUGUGUGACUGUCUGUCCAUCUCCGUUGGUCUGGUGUCCUGCCUGCUAGCCUGCCGCGGUGGUUCUGGUCACUUGCACAUAAACAUUAACGUUCUCUGUGUGCUGCAGGUGGGAAGUAGCUCCGGCCUGUUUGGAGGCUG